UUUAAAGGAAUUGAAUGAUGAAAAAAGUUGUUGACAGAUUUCAAUCUGACAAUAAACCAUAUUAUAAAUGCGGCAUGCGUAAAUCCGCUUAUUUUUGUAUAUAAAAAUACCUAGUUACCUAAUUCUAAAUUAAAUAGGUUGUUAAAGAUUAUAAAGCGAUUACCUACCUCAUGGCGAUAUAAUAAACAUUAAAUUCAAUUUAAGUUCGUUGUAUCUCCUAAUCAUUUAUUAUUAUUUAUAUAUCUACAAAAUCCUAGGUACUAACUAAUAUUACCUAUCUACCUACUUUAUUGUGAUAGCAAAUCGUUUCUAGGGGAAGGGAAACUGUUAGAUCGAUACGCAUCCAUGUACGAAUCAUUAAUUAAAAUAGUCGGAAUAAAUAUUUUUUUACAAAAAUGGCAAGUCCGAAUUCCGAAACUGAUCUAACUUCCAUGUUCAUACAAAGAGGUGACAGCAAAAGGGUCAACAGUCCGACGACAACAUUCGAAUCUGCAUCCAGGAGAAGUUCUCUCGUGAAACCGACUCUACCCGCCGAGGUGAUCACCGUAAAAGAUUUCUUCGACUUCAUGAAAACCGCCUACCAAGUGUACGAGCACUUGGAAGGCCAGGAAGACGAGGGAUCCAAGAUAGACUGGGAGGAGUUGACGAAGCUGACCGUGCUGAACCACGUGAUCGAGCAGCAGGAGCGCGAGCUGCUGCAGCAGGCGGCGCUGGGCGCGCGCGCCGCGCUGUGCAGCAAGAGCGACGCGGCGCUGGAGCGGCGCGGCGGCGAGCGGCGCGCCGGCGAGCGGUACAGCUGCAGCGACAUCGAGGUUGUUGGACGCUCGCUGCCCCCGGAGGCGCGCGUGGAGAUGCUCGGCGUGUGGACGGAGGCCAACCUCAACUGCAAGCUCAACGACGUAAUAAACGAAGGGAUACUAGAUUCCAUCCUCCCCUACCUAGUGGGCUACAAGAAGCCGACCAAAACGACGAGUGUGUACGCGCCCAUCAUCAAGAAGACGCCGUCCAGCUCCUCCGCCGACGUCAAGAAACCCGCCAGCUUCGGAGGGUUCGUCAAUGAAAAAGAAUCAAAAGAUCGUCUCGGCAGACGCAAGUCGUCGGUCGCGGCCGGCCAGGAGCGCGCCAACCAGAAACAAGACGGGGACGUAGAGAUCCACGUGUGUGACGAGGUGAAGGGGCUGAAGAAGGAGUUCCGCUGCGCGCAGAAGCUGCUGGUGUCCAAGAUGGGCUACUUCGCGGACGUGACGGCCGGCCAGCGCCUCGAGGACAUGGACAUCUCCGUGCACUGCGACAUACAGAUCUUCGAGUGGCUGAUGCGCUGGGUGAAGCGCGACAGCAUCCUGGUGGCGGACUGGCCGCUGCUGGACGCGCACAACGUCGUGCCCAUCCUCGUCUCCGCCUCCUUCCUGCAGAUGGAGCCGCUGUUGCACGACUGCCUGAGCUACUGCCACGCGCACAUGAACGAUAUCGUCAACACUUCCACUAACCUGGCCUGUUUGAGCGACGCUUUGUUGACCAGACUGGCAGCGAUGUACACCAACGCGGAGCUCGAGGCGAUCCGCGACCGCAAGGACAAGAUCCAGUCCCGGCUCUACUGCAAGAUGAUCCUGUCGCUCGCCGAGCCCGUGCCCGAGACCCUGCGCGGCCACCACGCCACGCUCGCCACGCUCUUCAAGUGCAGCAAAUGCAACAAGCUCCUCGGGCGGCACAUCGCGGAGCAGGUGCCGUGCCAGCCCGCCAGCAUGCGCAUCGACCGGCGCGGCAACGUCGUCUCCUCGCACACCAGGGAUGCAUCGUGGAGCCUGAACGAGUACAUCGCGUGGCUGUACGGCGAGCAGCGCUCGUGGCGGCGCGUGUACUGGCGCCUGUGGGCCGACUGCCACUUCCUGCGCUGCCAGCUAUGCGACUCCUUCUUCCCGGCCUACCAGAUGGAGUGGUGUUCGCACCACGAGCAGGGCCCGCACAUGUUCGCGCGCGAGGGCCGCGCGCCGCUCGCCGCCGGCCGCCACGCCUGCUGCGGCGAGCGCGCCUACCGCUUCGAGACCCUCACCAGGAACACGGGUUGCCAGUUCCGCGAGCACCUGCCGGACGAGCGGCUGGCGGGCGACGCGGCCGUGCUGGCGCUGUACGGCAGCUUCCGCGACGUCAUCGCCAUGCGCCCGCCGCAGCUCAUGCUCCCCGAGCGGCUCACCAAGCUCGUGCCCAGAGAGUCGGGCGACGAGUCGGGCGGCCGGCUGCAGUGCAAGGAGGUGUUCUGGUGGGAGGGCAUCCUGCUGGCGCCGCCGCGGCCGCCGCUCGGCCUGCUCGGGAAGCUCUACACCAGCAAUAACAAGUUCAACCCGAACGCGCGGCCUGGCUCACCUGUAUUGGGUACGACUCGCACGUCCGCGCAGUCGCUGGCCGGCAACGGCCCGAGUGGCGUUUGUGCGUCCCCCGAGACGCGCGAGGGCAGGCCGAAGCCGGCCAAAGAAGAGUCUCCGAAAAAUAAGCAAGGUGCCGGCGGCGCGGAGGGCGGCGAGGGCGGCGAGGGCGCGGGCAGCGAGGCGCCCUCCGACUCCGAGCGCAGUGACCAGAGCUCCGACAGCGGCGCCAGCGACGAGGACGCGCCGCGCCCGUCGCGCGCGCGCGCCCGCCCGCCGCCGCCGCCCGCCAGGACCAUGGCGCGGCGCGGCGGGCGCGUGUCGGGGCGCGUGUGGCUGAGCACGCAGUCGGCGCGCAGCAACCAGGACGGGCAGCGGCGCUUCGAGGAGCGCGCCGCCACGCACAUGCGCGCCGCGCUUGCUCGCCGCCACCACCACGCGUCCAAGACGCGCGCGAAUCCCGGCGGCGUGUUCGUGCGGCUGGAGGCGGAGUGGCGCGAGCGGCACGGCGCGGGCGCGGGCGGCGCGGCGCGGCGCGGCGUCGGCGCCGCGCGUCGCAACGCGCCGCUCAAGUACAAGUGAACCCACGCAAUACACCCACUGUGCUACUUACCAUACCUGAGUUUUCAUUCAAUCUUUCCCUACGGUUUAUUUAUUUGUUUAAACGACA
Molecule: messenger RNA, 3030 nt
Organism: Maniola jurtina (meadow brown)
Lineage: Eukaryota; Metazoa; Arthropoda; Insecta; Lepidoptera; Nymphalidae
Product: SANT and BTB domain regulator of class switch recombination
Exons: 17
Coding region: 396-2942 (848 amino acids)
Source: RefSeq, a predicted model, not a curated record